AUGUCGCUCCGCUCGACUCGACUCGCAGCGAGAGGCAGACAGACUUGGGCGAACAAGCCGCUCGGUCGUCGCACUCUUGGAGAACGCUCGUCUGACGAGUGCAUAGCGUCACAAACGUCGUCCAGUUCGGACGCGCAGGCCCGCCUGUCAACGUCCCAGGCUGCUGUCAAUCAGCAACCACCGGUGCCGGCUGCAAGAGCCACUCGGCCCCGACGGCCGCCAUUGGAAACGACCGCCGCAUCGCUGCCCUGCAUUGACUCAACAUGGCCAAACGAGGAUCCAUCGGCAUCGUCUUACCGCAUCUUGCAUUCCGCAGCCUCACGUACCUCGAACAAGACCUUUCUAAACAUUAUCUUCUUCACUCCUUUUCUCUAUCUUGCCCAACCAUUCCACCUCGACCUGUCAUCUCAUCCUAUCGUCUCCCGCACCUCAUCGGUCAACCUCGCAAUCUUCCAACGGCUCGACCACAAUACAUCGGUCCCUCUCAACCCCUCCCUCCCGUAUUCAACACUCCCGUCCCUGCCCUUCUAA
This is a messenger RNA of Pseudozyma hubeiensis SY62, 531 nucleotides long. RefSeq lists its product as hypothetical. NCBI's taxonomy places the organism in Eukaryota, Fungi, Basidiomycota, Ustilaginomycetes, Ustilaginales, Ustilaginaceae. The coding region runs from base 1 to 531 and encodes 176 amino acids. The record is from RefSeq and is a predicted model, not a curated record. The transcript has a single exon.